CUCUAGUUUGGUAAGCGAAGACCGUCAGAGUCACAGAAGUGAGCGACUUCGAAACUUCAUUUCCAAAACUUUUGAUAGUUUCAAAACUUGCCGUUCGCACAGUUUAAACUUGGCUGAAAGUACUGUUAUGUCUUGUGGUAUUAUGAGUGGUUUUCUUUAUUGAAAAUAUACGAGAAAAUUAUUAAAACACGAGGUUUCCAGGAUCUUUUCUGAAGCGCGUUUUUUGAAAAGACAUGUGCUAAAUUUCGAGCUCUAGCUUUUAGGCUAGGAUUAUUAAAAAGUUUUAGCCGUAUUUUGGGCGAAAGUUUUCAAGUUAACAGCCUACAGAUGAAAAAGGGUGAAUUUUGUUUACCUUUCAUGCUGUGGUAUGCUUUCAUCCAAAUUGAUGGUGCUUUGGGAAAUUGGGAAGAGUGGUGGACGUAUGAUGGCAUAUCAGGGCCUGACUUUUGGGGUCUUCUGAACCCAGAAUGGAGCUUGUGCACGAAAGGCCGGAGACAAUCUCCCGUUAACUUGGAGCCAGAGCAAAUCCUGUUCGAUCCUUAUCUGCGACCACUGAACAUAAGCAGUCACAGGGUGAGCGGCAUUCUUUCAAACACCGGGCAUAGCGUUGCUUUCCGAGUGUCCAAUCCUCAAACCAGUGUUCCAAUCAACAUCACUGGAGGACCGCUGUCAUACAGAUAUCGAUUUCAUGAACUCCAUUUGCACUAUGGACGCACUGAUGACAGAGGAUCAGAGCAUACAAUAUCUGGAACAGCUUUUCCUGGGGAGUUGCAAAUCUAUGGAUACAACUCAGACUUGUUCAGCAACUUUUCGGAGGCAUUAGCACUUUGCAGAAGUGACAGUAUAGUAGCUAUAGCAGUGCUCAUACAGAUAGGGAAUUUGUCGAACGACGAGCUACGUAUUCUAAGCAGUCAACUGAGCCAAAUCGUGUACAGAGGAGAAGAAGUUCCUCUUCAUCAUGUGUCCGUCCUAGGCCUUUUGCCUCCGACGCCUCAGUUUGUAACUUACGAGGGCUCAUUGACUGUACCUGCAUGCCAUGAAUCAGUGACAUGGGUGGUGGUUAACAGGCCCAUUUACAUCACCAAACAACAGCUUUACAUCCUGCGGAAGUUGAUGCAAGGUGACGAACGCAAUCCUAAAGCACCCCUGGGCAACAAUUUCAGACCUCCCUUGCCUCUCAAUCGACGAGCUCUCAGAAGCAACAUAAAUUUCAUUCGUCAGGACGGCAAGACAUGUCCCAGUAUGCGCAGAAAUAUGCAAUAUCAAGCUAAAAAAUGGACCACACCUGCUCCUUGAUUGGAAAUUAUAUCUGCACAUGAAAUUGUGAUCUUUUGUAUAACCCAGAUGCAUGACACGGUGCUCUUUCAAGACCCAAAAGACGUCACACCAAGAGCUAACGAUGUUUCCAACUGAAUGUUUUAAAAAAGAAUCCAAACACUUAUGAGCAUGCGUUUAUGCAUAUACACUCAAAUUAUCUAUGGUUUGUGUAUAUAUGUAUAAUUGCACUCAAAGAAUAGAAACCUGAAUGUUUAUCUUCAGUAUUUAUUGACAUAUGUUUUAUAAAAAGUAAAUUUGCGCAUUUCUAAUGACUUCUCACCAUCAAUCAGACGCUCAGUAUUUUCUAAAUUAGAAAUCAUAUCUUAAGUUUCUAAAGAGAUUAUUAUGUUGAAUGAAAUUACAACAACUGUAUAAUUUUAGGCUUCCUUAGCUUUUAAUGAUGAUUUAUGCGGCUAUUAGAGUUUAAUCAGUUAGUAUUAAUCCUUCUUAUCUCAAUCAUUUUUAGCUGCAUUAUUUUAUUCCCCUUUUUUCUGUAGAUUGGAAUGUUGUAUAUACAACCUAUGGAAUACUAUGGAUAAUUAUUGAUGUCAAUAUUUGUGUAUCAUUGCUGUAACCCUAAAAAAUUGUAUUCCGAUUGGAGCCAAA
Messenger RNA from Argiope bruennichi, 1923 nucleotides. RefSeq names its product carbonic anhydrase-related protein 10-like. The record is from RefSeq and is a predicted model, not a curated record. The coding region runs from base 328 to 1296 and encodes 322 amino acids. Lineage: Eukaryota; Metazoa; Arthropoda; Arachnida; Araneae; Araneidae. The transcript has 10 exons. Gene Ontology annotation, molecular function: zinc ion binding; carbonate dehydratase activity.